Molecule: messenger RNA, 3332 nt
Organism: Phodopus roborovskii (desert hamster)
Lineage: Eukaryota; Metazoa; Chordata; Mammalia; Rodentia; Cricetidae
Product: schlafen family member 13-like
Biological process (GO): defense response to virus
Molecular function (GO): tRNA binding
Source: RefSeq, a predicted model, not a curated record
AACAUGGAGACAAAUCCCUUCUUGGUGUCACAGUCUUACCCAGACUUGGUCAUCCGUGUAAAAGGAGUGACUCUUGGGGAAGAAAACCGAAAGAAAAUGGACUCAAUGAAGAGAAAGCUGGAGAAGACAAGGAUUGCAGUGGCUGCCUGUGCUCUGUUAAACUCUGGAGGCGGAGUGCUUGAGAUACAAAUGGCCAACAACACUGAUCACCCUGUAGAGAUGGGACUGGAUUUGGAAGAGUCCUUGAGAGAGCUUAUCUACCCUUCUGAUCUUCAGGUUUUCUUUGAGACCCAGCAACGAGGGAACCAGUUUUACAUUUUUGUUAAAUCGUGGAGCUGCAGCCCUGAAGACAGUUUUGCUAAGCAUCGCAUUUGCAGUCAAAAUUCUUCCUUGUGGUAUAGAUGUGGAACUUCUGUGUUUACCAUGAAUUCAACAAAGGCAUUCACAUUUCUAAAUGAUAAGAAGAAUGCCAAGUGUAUCCUGUCUGACGCAGGAGCUCCACCCACUAAAAUCCCCAGAGCUAUGUAUCAGAAUAGCCUUGAAUCACAUCCUGCUUUUGAAAUUUUCCAAAGUGAGAAACUUGAGUAUGGUCAAAGCUUGCCUUUCCCUGAAUCUAUAUCUAUAGAGUUUAAACAAUUCUCUACAAAAUGUGUCCAAGACUAUAUAAAAAGUAAAAUUCCAGAGUACAUCUCUGCAUUUGCAAACACCCGUGGAGGCUACCUUUUCAUUGGAGUAGAUGACAAAAGCAAGAAGGUCCUGGGAUGCCCAAAAGACAAUGUUGACCGAAGCUCUUUGGAAAGAGUGGUAAGUGAAGUGAUAUCCAAGUUGCCAGUUUUCCAUUCUUCAUCUGAAGAAAAGGUGUCUCAUAAGACCAGAGUCAUAGAUGUGUUUGACAAGGGGAACUUGCACGGUUAUCUCUGUGUGAUCAGAGUGGAGCCUUUCUGCUGUGCAGUGUUCUCCAAACCUCCCACUUCAUGGAUCGUGGACAAGAAGAAAGGUAUCUGCAGCCUGACCACCAAGGAAUGGGUAGGCAUGAUGGUGGAUGCUGGUCCAGAGGCAGCUUCCAAUCAGACAUCUGGUCUCCAUAACCUAUGUGAAGAUUUUGAGAGUCAGCUGAAUCUCUCCAACAGCCCCCCACACUGCAGACCAGUGUAUUCUAAGAAAGGACUGGAGCACAAAGUCAAUCUCCAAAAGCAUUUAUUUCCAGUGUCACCAGGAUAUUUGACAUACACUCCUGAAUCCCUUUGGAAGAAGCUGUGCUCACAGAAUAAGGGACUAAAGAACUUAAUAAGUCAGCAAAUGCGCUCUGUCCACUGUGGUCUGCUGAUCCUCUCUAGGAGCUGGGCUGUGGACCUAGACUUGGAGGAGAAGCAGGGAGUCAUCUGUGAUGCUCUGCUGAUUGCAGAGGAGACCACCCCAACCCUCUAUACCAUUCUUGAGCAGCAGGAUGAGGGGGGACAAGACUACUGUACCCGUACUGCCUUUGCUCUCAAGCAGAAGCUAGUGAACACUGGUGGCUACACUGGGAAGGUGUGUGUCAUGACCAAGGUUCUCUGCCUGAGUUCCAAGAGCAUUGUAGACACUAGUAGGGUGUCAGCCCCAUCCAUAGAUUACCCACACUCCUAUAACCUUGCAAAUACCCGGGAAAUGGAGACCUUGCUGCAGGCCCUUGUGAUUGUCUUGCUCAACUUCAGAUCUUUCUUGAGUGACCAGCUUGGCUGUGAAAUUUUGAAUCUUCUUACAGUCCAACAAUAUGAGAUACUCUCAAAAAAUCUCCACAAACACAAGAAACUAUUUGUGCAUGGCUUGCCUGGGUCAGGGAAGACAGUCAUGGCCAUGAAGAUCAUGGAAAAGAUCAAAAACACAUUCCGCUGUGAAGAAAAUAGCAUUCUCUACAUCUGUGAAAAUCAGCUUUUGAGGGACUUGAUCAGGACAAAAAAUAUUUGCCAGGCAGUGACCCGGAAACUUUUCAUGAAAGAUGAGCUUGAGACAAACAUGAUCCAACACAUCAUUGUUGAUGAAGCCCAGAAUUUCCGCACUGAAGAUGGGAACUGGUAUAAGAAGGCAAGUGCCAUCACUCAAAGAGAUAAAAGGCAUCCUGGAAUUUUCUGGAUCUUUCUGGACUAUUUUCAGACCAGCCACACUCAUAGGAGUGGCCUGCCAUGUUACUCACGACAGAAACAUAAGGAGGAACUCACAAGAGUGGUACGCAAUGCAGAUAGAAUAGCUGAGUUCUUACAAGAGGAAUUACAGAAAAUCAGAAAUAACCCUCCACCCAGGAUCUCUGCUGAGUCUCUGGAGCUACUCAAUGAGUUUACCUGGGCUAAUGGCAUCUCAGGCAGCUUUAAGUGCAAAUACUUGAGCUUGAAAGAAAUGGUGAGCUAUGUAGCAAAUGAGUGCAAUUGUUUCCUGAGGAAUGGCUAUUCUCCCCAUGAUAUUGCUGUACUCUUCAGCACGGAAGAGGAAAAGGAUAAAUAUAAAGAUAACUUCCUGAGUGAAAUGAGGAAGAGAAGAGUGUCUCAGAUGGAUGAUGCGUCUGUCUAUCCUCCUGGCAUGUUUGACAGCAUCCGUCGGUUCUCCGGCCUGGAAAGAAGCAUCGUGUUUGGUAUUGAUCCCCAUGCAGUUGAGCGGGACAUUUCCAGCAACCUAUUGCUCUGCUUGGCUUCCAGAGCAAGGAAACAUCUGUAUAUUCUGAGGUUCCCUGGUCGUUCUACCCAAUCAGUGUAACUCAGUAGCUUGAAUGGGAUGCUUAAGGUCCUAGGUUCAUUCACUGGUGAUAGGAAAGCAAAACCUAGUUGAAGCCAUUCAGUACAAGAAGACAGAUACAGAUACAACAAAACUCUUGUCUUGUAGUUUUAGAAAAUGCUGACAAAAAGAUCACCUUUGGACACUGAAACUAACCGUGGACCUGAUGCUGAAAACAAAAGUUGAAGAAAAGAGUGGCAAAACAAUGUGCACAUGACACAUUCUGUGACGAUAUUGAAACCACAAGGAUAGUUUCAAUCCUUGUGGUUAGAUAAAAAACAGUGCAAUAUAGUAAGCUGUAUCUUAUUUUUAAGACAGACUUCCAUUUUUAAUUGGUAAAUACAUUUAUGAAAAUUAAAUGUAUUUGCAAGGAUAAAGAUAAAAGCUGUCCCUGACCUCCUACCAGCUGCAACACCCAGGAGAGCAGGCCCUACACCUGGCCAGCGCAGCACAAUACAGCCAACCUGUUAGUGCAGAUAUGGGUGAGCCAGCCCCAAAAUUGUGAGUAUGGGAGAGCUGUCCCCAUUUCCAAUCUUGAAGACCAUCCCUGCAGCUGGCCAGGCCCACACCCAAGGUUAUGACGUGGC